Messenger RNA from Cydia amplana, 917 nucleotides. RefSeq lists its product as uncharacterized. NCBI's taxonomy places the organism in Eukaryota, Metazoa, Arthropoda, Insecta, Lepidoptera, Tortricidae. The coding region runs from base 1 to 903 and encodes 300 amino acids. The transcript has 5 exons. The record is from RefSeq and is a predicted model, not a curated record.
AUGCCGGAUUGGAUGCGAAGAGUAACCGAUGAUUAUAAGGAGGAAGAUGUAUGCGGAGUUCGCCAAUGGGGACUGCACCUUCUAGAGAAGCAGGGUCGUGCUGCCGUGUGGGCGGUGAGCGCGGAGCUGGGCGUGCGCGCUCCCGGCGUGGCCGCGCUGGCCUGUCGCCUCAUGGAGCGCUACCUCUACAGCCAGAUGCGGCGCUUCGAACUCCACCAGAUCCAGCGAUUUCAGCAGGGAUUGCGAUCAAGAAUACCCGCGUUAAUAGCUUCAUGCGUGCAAAUAGCCGCUAAGAGUAACUCGGCCGCCAUCUCCCUGUCUGCCUCGCACGUAUGCAGCUACCUAUUCCGGCAAGGAGUCCAUCACUCCGUGAAAGAUGUCGUCACGUGGGAAUAUCACGUGUUUCAAACUAUCGGUUACCGCGUGCCGCUGUGGACGAGCGUGGAGGUGGCCGAGCUGCUGGCGGUGCAGGCGCGGCUGCCGUCCACGCUGCUGGAACCGCUGGGCAUCGUCGUCAAUCUGGCCGAGUACAAGCGCGACCGGCUCGACCGGCGCGUGCGUUGGGUCGCCAACGUUUCACCUCACAGUUCGAACUCGUCGAGCUGCGACGAGGCGAGCGCGCGGCCGCUGACCGUGCGGACGGCGCACCUCGCCGCGGGCGCCGUGGCCGCCUGCGCGCGCUACUUCGGCCGCUCCCGCCCCACGCUGGAGCUUCACCUCGCCUCAUACAUCAAUGUACCUCCCUCUUAUGUCGAAUGCUUGAGGGAUUCUAUAUUGACUGAGGCUAUCAUCGAAGAUACCCAUGAUGUUUGCAAACGAAGAAGGUCUUUGAGGGACUCUAUUUUAGCAGACACCAUUAUAGACGACUCCUAUGAUGGUUGCAAGCGGAGAAGAUAUGAAUAGUCGCUCCGGCAGAA